CUCUACUCCCUAUGGCUGCUCCGUGAACUUUGUUCUAGUAGUAAAAAGGCGUGUUUGAUCUCGGUGCUCAGACUUUUGAGUUAUUCGGGUAUUCCUCAGGAAGGACUGUGGCAGGAUUGCACCACAUCUGAGCCAAAGGGCCGCUGUACACCUUAGGGAAUAAGGUAGAGAUGGAGGAUUUCUGGGCAUUUGCUCUUUGGGCACUAAGGAUUUGGCUGUACCUCGUGAUCAGCCUCAUCAUGAUCCCAGCCAUGUUUGGCUUCUCACUGGGCAUCUCUGAGACCUACAUGACCAUCCUGGUGAAAACCUUAGAGUGGGCCACUCUGAAGAUACAGAAGGGAUAUGCAGAUGAACAACUGGAAGCCUCUGCAUCUAAUGGUCUCAUCCAGAGGGAAGAUGGCUCUAUGGAGAAAGAGUUAGAGGAACUUAGACGCAGUCGACCCAAACCACCAGUGGGCGGUGAUUUUACACUUAGUGACUGUUUCUACUUCACCCGGAGAGGAAUUGAGAGCAUUGUAGAGGAUGAGGUGACCCAGCGGUUCACUUCAGAGGAGCUGGUGUCCUGGAACUUACUGACUCGCUCCCACAAAGAUUUCCAGUACAUCAGUCUGAAGCUAACGCUGGUCUAUGGCCUCGGCAUCUUUGUGAGAUACUGCAUCCUUGCCCCGCUCAGGAUAACUCUGGCCUGCAUUGGCCUCACCUGGUUGGUCAUAGGAACAUCUGCAGUUGGAUUACUUCCAAAUUGGAGGAUGAAGUUCUGGCUCAGUGAAUUGGUCCAUGUGAUGUGCUACAGAAUCUGUGCUCGAGGACUCUCUGCCACCAUCCACUAUCACAACCGGGAAAAUAAACCCCAAAAAGGAGGAAUCUGUGUGGCCAAUCACACCUCUCCUAUUGACGUUGUGAUUCUCUGCAACGAUGGGUGUUAUGCUAUGGUGGGUCAGGUACAUGGAGGUUUGAUGGGAGUCCUCCAGAGAGCCAUGGUGCGGUCGUGUCCUCAUGUCUGGUUUGAGAGAGCAGAGAUGAGAGAUCGCCACCUAGUGACCAAAAGAUUGCAGGAUCAUGUGAAUGACAAGACAAAGCUUCCCAUAUUGAUAUUUCCUGAGGGAACCUGUGUCAACAACACAUCUGUCAUGAUGUUUAAAAAGGGAAGUUUUGAAAUUGGAGCAACGAUAUAUCCAGUAGCCAUUAAGUAUGACCCAAAGUUUGGAGAUGCUUUCUGGAACAGUUCCAAGUAUAGCAUGGUCAGUUACUUGCUGAGGAUGAUGACCAGCUGGGCCCUCGUCUGUAAUGUCUGGUACCUGCCAGCCAUGCACCAACAGGAGGGGGAAGAUGCUGUCCAUUUUGCCAACAGAGUUAAAUCAGCCAUCGCUCACCAGGGAGGGCUGGUAGAUCUACAAUGGGAUGGAGGCCUGAAGAGAGCAAAGGUGAAGGAGUCAUUUAAAGAGGAGCAGCAGAAACAGUACAGCAGUAUGGUGGUGGGAGAAGACAGCAGCAGCAACAGUGACUGAGAUCCCCAACCGGUAUGCUGUACAAAUUCCUGCCAUGGUUCUGGAGAAUAUACACUGGAAACAGGCCUUUCUCCUCGAGUAUGUUCCCAUUAGCUGGACCUGACAGGGAAUACUUCCAAGUGGACACACUGUGAAACCUCAGUUAAAGCUAAAAGGAGGAGAGUCUCAGUGAUUCACAGAAAAGUGCAAUAUUGAACUUUAUGAGGAGCAGACUGUGACUGUGAGAAGGGAAAGCUCUCUGUUUUUACUGCUGCUGAAGAUACUGUAGCUACUGUUGUAAUUGAAUGUUAAUGCUGAGAAAAUAGCUUAGAAUGAAAUGUCUGAUUGCAGCAAAAACCAUUUAGAAAAACUGGAUUCAUGAAUGUAUCACAGACAUGUCAACUCAUUCAUGUGUUGUUCGUUGUUUUUUAAGAUAAGUUUUAGUUUACAAUUUUAAUACCCAUUGUCGAUUAUGCAAUGGCAAAAAUAACCUGGAGGUAUUAUGUAGAUUUGCUGUUUUAUAACAUAACGUGACAUUGUUUAAAAAAUAUAAGCAAUUUGAAGAGAUAAAAACUGUGAUAAUUGUGAAUUUAACAUUUAAAUAUUGGUUUUAUGUAGAUCUUACAGUGAUGUACUGCAAAAUAAUUAACACUGAUAAGCACAUUUAUAACAUAGUUUUCACUUAAAAGAUGAACAAUCAUCUGUUAUUGCAUUUAACACUGAUAGACGUGAUACACUGAUAGUUAUUCAAAAAAGGAAACUACUUGCACAGUGUUUUGGUAACCUUUGCCCCCUCACAUUUUUUCACAUUACUGCAAAGGUAAAGCAUUAGCGCAAGAGACACAGUGGUUUGGCACUUAAAUAAUACUUGAUAAUGUUGAGUGUGAAAGAGUUCAUUAAAUGUCCACAUGACAUGUGACGGCCUUAGAGGAUAACACACAGCUUAGACUUUCUGGAUCUCUCUCCACUUGGUAGUUGUACUGGAGAGGGAAUCCCACUGCUGCCAUUUUCCUCUGGGGUUUCCUCUUUGGCUCCUUAAAGGAAAUUAAAGAAGGUUCACUCACUGUAACUGUGAA
Messenger RNA from Perca fluviatilis (European perch), 2563 nucleotides. RefSeq names its product 1-acylglycerol-3-phosphate O-acyltransferase 9, like (gene agpat9l). NCBI's taxonomy places the organism in Eukaryota, Metazoa, Chordata, Actinopteri, Perciformes, Percidae. The transcript has 14 exons. Gene Ontology annotation, cellular component: endoplasmic reticulum. Gene Ontology annotation, biological process: triglyceride biosynthetic process. The coding region runs from base 171 to 1508 and encodes 445 amino acids. Gene Ontology annotation, molecular function: glycerol-3-phosphate O-acyltransferase activity. The record is from RefSeq and is a predicted model, not a curated record.